UUGUCUUAAAUAAAAAUUGCGGAUUUUUAUCAACGGUUUUCCUAAAAUUUACGUGAAUAAAACGCCUAAAUAUCAAGCGCCUUGGAGUGGCUAAAACACGAUGGAGAAUGUCGAAAAUGAUCCAGGAGAUAUAGGGCAGGAGUCGGAAGAGGCAUCGCAAGUUCAUGUCGUUAGCCAGAAGGAUAUCCAUGACUUUUGGGACCAUGUAUCAACUGGAGAUCGUAUCAGUGAUGUCUGCACCACAUUUGAAUCGGAGAGCAAACAAGUCAUCAAGAAGCUCUAUGACAAAAGUGCAUCUAUGGGAGACAAAUUUGCAGUAGCCAAUUUCCUGCUUCAGAUAGGGGCGCUUCAGUUCCGUGUUCAGAAGAAUCCUGAGGAUGAAAACGAGCUGCAGACAAUCAUCAUUCUACAAAAACCAGACACCUCUCAGGGCAAGACAGACAAUAAAGAUGAAACUCAAGAAGCAGCAGAAGAAUCCAAUCACAACAAUUGUAAUAAUGAUGAUGAUGACAGCCCUGCAGGAGAAGGAGGUAGGGAGGAAGGCACCCUGGCUGGAGGGGGUCAAGGCCCCGAACCUGAGGCGGAACAGGCAGAGGAACCAUUUGAACCACCACCGCCAGAGGAGCACGAAUGCAACAUCUGUAACUCUGUCCUGACGAGCUUAUGGGAACUUGACUUGCAUGUGCUGAAUGGCUGCAGCAGUAAAACACCUCCCCGCGGAAGACCCACAAAGAAAGUCCAGGAGGAACUUGAAACAACUGGAUUGGUUACUGAUGAGCAAGACGAUGAUUGGAAACCCCCCUUGCCAGAAAAGAAGAAACGGGGAAGACCCCGCAAGUCUGUCCCUAUUAAUCCUCCACAAGAGGUACAAGGAAGUGCUAAGAGAAAGAGGGGCCGUCCCCGGAAGAGUGACACAUCCCUCGAAAUAGAAGAGAGCAAUAAAAAGAAAAGAGGUCAGCCCUUUAAGAGUACGCCCUCAGAACAUAAACAGGAAAGCAUUAAAGGAGCUGGAGAACGCUCCUUUAAGGGAGAUUCGUUAGCAAAGAAACUUGCUGAAGAGACUCGAUCGAAGCACGAGAAACCAAGAAAGGUUCAACUGAUGAAGCCUCAGCUGCAUACGCUUCACCUGCACAAGCUGCAAGAAACCAGAAGCAAACGGAAGCGCAGGCUACCUGUGAAGCUGAGGGAUGUGUUUGGUGAAAAGAAAGGGACAGAGAAGGAGGAAACCCCAACGGACGAUCCUGAAGAGGCUGAUCAAGCCCCAAUGGUCGAUCCUGAAGAGGCUGCUCAAGCAGAGAAGAACCAAGAGAAGGAUGAUGAAAUGCAGGAUGAAGACAUCAAGGAAGGGCUGAGUGAAGAGGAAGCUAGUGAUCUCCCAGCAGAGAGCGAAACAGAAUCUGAAGUCCAAGUCGAACCAUCUGAUGCCAUGAAGGAAGAUUUGAAUAACGACACUAAAGAGGUGCAUGGAGAGGAGAAAAUUAAAGGAAAGAAAAAGAAAAUAUUCUCUUGCAGAACAUGUGGCAAAACUUUCAAUGCAAGGUCACUGUUCAGACAGCAUCUCAUCAUGCAUCGCAACAAAGCCAUGAACUCCAAGUUUGAGUGUGGAAUGUGCAGGCUCGUGUUUUGGGACAAGUUUGAAUUAAAGAAACACAGAAAAGAACAUAAAGAAUGUAUUAGUUGUGAAUUCUGUGACAAGGUAUUCACACAGAUCACCCAUUACAAAAGGCAUAGAAACAAUGUUCACACUAAAGAGGUCUCCUAUCCAUGCACGCUUUGUGACAGGGUUUUUUACAUGAAGAAUCGCUUGAAAGACCACAUGGUGACACACUCUGGCAAGAAGGAGUUUUCUUGUGAUAUGUGUGACAUAAAGUUCUUUCUUCAAAGCCAGGUGAAGACGCAUAAGAAAACUGUCCAUGUGGAAGGCAAGCCAUACCUCUGUGACCUGUGUGGAUCAAAUUUCAAAAGCAAAGGCAUCCUGAAGCAGCAUCAUCUAACCAUCCAUACUGACAUUAAGAAAUUCCCUUGCAGACAAUGCGGCAAGUUGUUUUCCCGCUCAUCCCUCCGCAACCAGCACGAGAAGGUCCACUCGGGAUUGAACCCCUACCCUUGUGAACACUGCGGGAAAGGUUUCCGAGACAAGUUCAAACUCAGGGUGCAUGUGAACUGGCAUUUGGGUAUCCACCCGUAUGCCUGUAGCGUUUGUGAGAAGACGUUCCUUGUGAAAGGCAACCUGACCAAGCACAUGCGGAUCCACACUGGCGAGCGUCCCUACGUCUGCGAGCAGUGUGGCCAAGGCUGCGUGGACUCCUCCCAGCUCAAGAAGCACAUGGCGCAGACUCACAAAAUCCUUAUCGGCAGGAUACUCACCAAAGGUCCUGAACGCUCGGACGGGGUGCUUCCCUCCCGACGUCGUAAAAAGAAAAUAGACCCCUUCAUCCCGUUCCCUGAAUGUGACAGCGCAGAGGCUCAGGAGACUCAAGCCUACACCAUCGCAACAGAUGCCUUGAUUGAGAUCUCUCAACAGCUCGCUGACAUGAGCAACACUGUCCAAGUCCCUGCACAGAGUGGAGAGCUAGUCAUAGACCCCAACUCCAGGGCUGGUGAUGGACAUACUUUCAUCCAGCAGCAAGUUCAGAACAAUGUUUUAUCUUCCAACGUAAAUAACGGUGCGUCGGCUUCUGUGGUCCCAACCGAUACAUCCAUCUUUCCCGUAAUGAUUCAAGUCAGGGAUCAAAACAAUCCAGUUACUGUUCCUGUCACACAGAGCAUCGGUGACUUUCAGUCUCUAGAGCUUAUUACUAUAUAAAUGGUGGAUGACAUGCUGUUCAUUGAUACAUCAUCAAACGCUAAAAUCUUUUUAAAAGUAAGGGUUUGCUAUUCUAUCAAAAUUACCUUUGUUCAAAGAAGUAUACAAUUUUUUGUGACCAAUCGGUACAAUGCCAAAUUAUUAAUUAGCUUGCAUAAGUAGCAUACAUGUACAUAAAUGAUUCAGUGACUCAUCAAUGGGAACACCAUCCAAAAGGUGCAUUUUAAUUGUUUUUAAAUGACAAUCAAAAUCUCUUUUCUGAAAUAAUAGAAGAAAUUGAUAUGCUCCUAUUGUUUUGGUCAGGGCAUUGAUUUGUGUACACAGGCUACGGGGCAAACUUGUAAUCACUAUGUUAUAUAACGUUAACAUUUUACAGGAUACACAGUGAAUUCUCUCAGUUAUCAGCAAGGCACCUCCUUCCCCUAUGUAAACAUUCUUUAGACUUACCAAAUGUAGGCCUGUAAAUCAUAGAAAACAUGUAUUUUCUGAAUUCUAAACUAAAGCUCUGUUUUUUUUUCUCCAAGAUUAAAAUUGCAUGCUUUUAUGCACAAAGGCAAAAGUGCAUGCAUUAUUUAUAUGAAAAAUUGCCUCUGUAGAUUUUAUCUCUAAAUGGAAUUGUCACCAUAUGAGGAACACUGAAAGUUGAGGAAAGUUUAUUCCCACAAUUUCUGUUUUGAAUCGUUUAUUGCUUGACAUGGGUUGAUGCACUUUGUAUUAUCAUCGUGAAGCACGAAAUUUAAAUGAGAGAUGGAAGUGAUGUGAUGAAAUAGAAUUUUAAUUUUCAGGCUGUUUAUAUUUAUGGUUACAUGUAUUUUGAAAAGUUGGCAAUUUAAUUUUAAGGUUCUGAAUUUCAAAGUGCUCAUUUACUCCUAGUGCCGAAUUUCGCAAAUCAAGAUUGACAUGUU
Strongylocentrotus purpuratus (purple sea urchin) is the source of this 3711-nucleotide messenger RNA. Its product is annotated as zinc finger protein 37-like. Gene Ontology annotation, cellular component: nucleus. Gene Ontology annotation, molecular function: DNA binding. Bases 101 to 2806 code for a protein of 901 amino acids. The record is from RefSeq and is a predicted model, not a curated record. Lineage: Eukaryota; Metazoa; Echinodermata; Echinoidea; Camarodonta; Strongylocentrotidae. The transcript has 4 exons.